CAUCCCACGUCUUCUUCCGUAGGUCUUCAGUCAUGUCAGGCCGAGGGAAACAAGGAGGCAAAGCUCGCGCUAAGGCUAAGACGCGGUCUUCUCGGGCUGGACUCCAGUUCCCAGUGGGCCGCGUCCAUCGCUUGCUCCGCAAGGGUAAUUAUGCCGAACGGGUUGGCGCUGGAGCACCUGUCUACAUGGCAGCUGUGCUCGAAUACCUCACAGCAGAGAUCCUGGAGCUGGCAGGCAAUGCUGCUAGAGACAAUAAAAAAACGCGCAUCAUUCCUCGCCAUCUGCAGCUAGCCAUCCGCAACGACGAAGAACUCAACAAGCUUCUGGGUAGAGUGACCAUUGCCCAGGGCGGUGUUCUUCCUAAUAUACAAGCGGUCCUCCUCCCCAAGAAAACUGAAAGCCACAAACCCAAGAGCAAGUGAUUAGUUCGGCUGUAAAAAUUGCACGUUAACACCAAAGACAAAAGGCUCUUUUAAGAGCCAUCAAUUACAUCAAAGGAAGAGCUGGCAUACAUUAAUUUACCAAUACCAUUUUUUUUAAUUUCGCUUAUUAGUGAUAGUAGCCCCUUAAUCUGAUAGGUGAGGGUGGCUCUUAAAAGAGCCGUUUGGGGGGGGUGGAGGGACAAAUCUAGUCCCCCUUAAC
Molecule: messenger RNA, 642 nt
Organism: Gracilinanus agilis (Agile Gracile Mouse Opossum)
Lineage: Eukaryota; Metazoa; Chordata; Mammalia; Didelphimorphia; Didelphidae
Product: histone H2A type 2-C
Exons: 1
Coding region: 33-422 (129 amino acids)
Cellular component (GO): nucleosome
Molecular function (GO): DNA binding; protein heterodimerization activity; structural constituent of chromatin
Source: RefSeq, a predicted model, not a curated record